CUCAGCAUUGCUAACGGAGCAGCUAGCUGAACACAUGCAGUCACUUUUGGCGGAGAUAAGACACCUACGCUAAAUACGAAGCUAAACUGGACUCGGUGCAAGCGACCGUGAAUGAUCACCAACAACGCAUUGAGAAGUUGGAGCAGUUCGCGGACUACAUCGGAGAUGUGGAUCCUAGGCUGAGUGCAGCCUGGCAUGGCUUCUGAGAAUGCUAAGCUAAAAGCUAAAGUAAUAGAUCUCGAAGGCAGAAGUCGCCGCAACAAUGUACGCAUCAUCGGGCUCCCUGAGAACAUAGAGGACUCCCAGCCGACUGUUUUCUUCUCUAAAUUGCUUUUCGAUGUGCUUUGUACUGAUGUCCUGACGUCUCCACCUGAAUUAGACAGGGCUCACCGCACUCUAACCGCCAAACCGGGACCGUCUGGCAGACCACGGGCUGUGCUAAUCUGUUUUCACCGAUUUCAAACCCGGGAGCAGGUGGUACGGGCGGCAAGAAAACUGCGGGGAAAGCUGAAGUACGGCGACCACCCCAUCCACAUCCUGGAGGACUACGCUCCUGAGGUCGCGGAACAACGCGCACAGUACAGAGAUGUCAUGAAGAAGCUGUACGACCUGGGUCUUAAACCUGCCCUCCGCUACCCCGCUAAACUGUUUAUCGUGGCCGAAGACGGAUCAAGGAAAUGUCUUCCCGGGGUGAAAGAGGCUGCAGACUUUGUUGCUUCGCGUCUCCAAGAUGCACAGCCUGCUGUGUGUGCUGCAUCCUGGUGUCAGUAUCUGCCAUCAGACUGUGCUGCACCUCCAGUCAGCUGCAGAAGAUGACCAAUGUGUGCUGCAUCCUUAUGUCAGUAUCUGUCAUCAGCCUGGGUCCGACCUCCACUCAGCUGCAGAAGAUGUCUCACCGGUAGACUGUAUAAAUAAGCUGCCAUGUCUCAUGAACCCUACAUGAGUCAAACCAAGAUGAGGUCGGGCCUGCUGGUCCUGGCAGGCUCCUGUCUGACCGGGCUUGGACCCUGGGUCACGUAGGGAGGGCGGAGCGAGCAAACAGGGCUGGGAUAUCCCCGUGUCAAGGUGUCUGUGGCCGAUAGGGCUGUUUGUCUGUCUCACAGGCCUUAUCAUCAGGGGUUGAGCGGUACAGCGUGUCGUAGUUUCUGAUGGGUGUUCCCGCUCCGCUCUGUACCCAUCUUUUUCAUCUGUCACAGGUCACUUUGUCACGGGGCUCGUGUGGACUGACAGAACGGAGAUCGUCCUGUUUCCAGUGCCGGAGACCAGGUGGGAGUACCUGCAUGCAGGGAAUGCAUAAAAGUACCUGAGAGUUGAACAUCUGAAAGACAUCAAUGGAAACCAACUUUAGUUUUGAGGGCAGUGACGUGUCCUCUGAAGACAAUGAGUCAGCCUUCCCCUCUCCACUGAGACUGACUCCACCGGACCAGAGUGCCAUCUAUGACCUGAUGGGGAAGAGCCAGGAGGAGGAGGAGGAGGAGGAGCAGAGGGACCAUCAGGCCAUCACCAUCCCCAGUGGCUCAGAGGCGUUUCUGAACCGGAACACCAACGCCACCACGAGAGGAGACGCUCAGGCCUAUGUGGAGCUGAAUGAGCUCCAGGGCAGCGUCUGGCAGGAGACGAGCCGCUGGCUGGGCUACGAGGAGAACUUUAACCCCAGAACAGGAACAUGGGGUUCUUCUCACAUCUCCCAUCUCACCUUCAAGAGCCUGAUCCAGCUCCGCAAGACCAUAAGCACAGGUGCCGUCAUCCUGGACCUGAACGCCAGUAGUCUGUCUGCUGUGGCUGAGAAGGUGGCCGACGAGCUGCUGGACAAGGGGGAGAUCAGAGCCAGUGACCGGGACAACCUGCUGAGGGCUCUGCUCCUGAGACGCAGUCAGACUGGGGGACCUGCAGUAACUGCCUCUGGAGACAUUGAGAUGCAGACUUUUUCUGUCAGCAACAAGAGAGACACUUCUGACAACAUGGAGGCCUCGAUCAUCCUCUCAGGUGCCCUGGACACUCUGGAGAAGCCAGUGGUGGCUUUUGUGAGGCUGAGGGACUCUGUGGUGAUGGAGUCCUCCCUGGAGUCUCCUGUCCCCGUCCGCUUCGUGUUUGUGCUGGUGGGCCCCAGCCAGAGCGGGAUGAACUACAGCGAGAGCGGCCGUGCCAUGGGAGCCCUGAUGGCCGACUGGGUGUUUUGUCUGGAGGCCUUCUUGGCUCAGACCGACAAAGAUCUGACCAACGCCAUCGCUGACUUCAUGGACUGCAGCAUCGUGAUCCCGCCCACCGAGAUCCAGGACGCGGCCAUGCUGGAGCCAAUCAUCAACUUCCAGAAGAAAAUGCUGCAGGAAAGACUCCGCCCCAACGAUACCCGCCUGGCCUACGGCGACAGGGUCAAAGUUGAGAAAGCUCCAGCAGAGCCUCGGGAGGACCCUCUGGCCCGUACAGGAUAUCCUUUCGGCGGGAUGGUGAAGGACUUGAAGCGCCGUUAUCGCCACUAUAUCAGCGACUACACAGACGCUCUGAACCCUCAGGUCCUCGCUGCCGUCAUCUUCAUCUACUUCGCUGCCCUGUCCCCUGCCAUCACUUUUGGAGGGCUUCUGGCUGACAAAACAGAGAAAAUGAUGGGCGUGUCCGAGCUGAUGAUCUCCACCAGCAUCCAGGGCGUCAUCUUCUGUCUCAUCGCUGCCCAGCCAGUCCUCGUCAUCGGAUUCUCCGGACCGCUGCUAGUGUUUGAGGAAGCUUUUUACGCCUUCUGCAAGUCCCAGGGUAUUGAGUACAUCGUGGGCCGUAUCUGGGUGGGGAUGUGGCUGAUAGUGAUCGUGUUCAUCAUCGUGGCCGUGGAGGGCAGCUUCCUGGUCCGAUUCAUCUCCCGCUUCACUCAGGAAAUCUUCUCCAUCCUCAUCUCUCUCAUCUUCAUCUACGAGACCUUCAAUAAGCUCAUGAAGAUCUUUAAAGCCCACCCUCUGAUCCUGAACUACGACCAUCUCAACAGCUCGAAGGACAACCCCUUCCACCCCGUCAUCACAGAGCACAUCGAGAUCCAUCCAGACGGCAACGUAACCGUUAAAGAGUUGGAGAUAGAACGGCCCUUCCCCAACACGGCCCUGUUGUCCAUGUGCCUGAUGUUCGGCUGCUUCUUCAUUGCCUACUUCCUCCGCUACUUCAAGAAUGGUCAUUAUCUGCCUGGCCCGGUCCGUCGUUUGAUUGGAGAUUUCGGAGUCCCCAUCGCUAUUUUCUUCAUGAUUGCUGUGGAUAUCAGCAUUGAGGACGCUUACACUCAGAAACUGGUCGUGCCAAAAGGUGUUCAGGUGACCAACCCCAAAGUCAGAGGCUGGUUUAUCAACCCCAUGGGAGAGAAGAAGGCCUUCCCCAUUUGGAUGAUGGGCGCCUGCUGUGUCCCGGCAGUCCUCGUCUUCAUCCUCAUCUUCCUGGAGUCCCAGAUCACCACGCUGAUUGUGAGCAAACCUGAGAGGAAGAUGAUGAAAGGAUCCGGUUUCCAUCUGGAUCUGCUCAUCCUGGUCACCAUGGGGGGCAUCUCCUCCAUCUUUGGGGUGCCCUGGCUGAGUGCCGCCACCGUGCGGUCUGUGACCCACGCCAACGCUCUCACUGUCAUGUCCAAGGGUCCGAAACCAGAGAUUGAGAAGGUGGUUGAGCAGAGGAUCAGUGGCAUCCUUGUGGCCAUCAUGGUUGGUGUUUCUAUUUUCAUGGAGCCCAUUCUGAAGAUGAUUCCUAUGACAGCCUUGUUCGGUAUCUUCCUCUACAUGGGUAUCACCUCUCUGAGUGGAAUCCAGAUGUGGGACAGGAUGCUUCUGUUAAUCACACCGAAGAAAUACCAUCCGUCUGACGCCUACGCCACCAUGGUGAGCACACCCCGGAUGCAUUUGUUCACUCUGAUCCAGCUCGUGUGCCUGGCUGUCCUGUGGGCGGUGAAGAUGAGCCCCUUCUCUCUGGCGCUGCCUUUUGUUCUCAUCCUCACCAUCCCUCUGCGCAUGGUGAUGACCGGCACGCUCUUCACUGCCAAGGAGAUGAAAUGCCUGGACGCAGAUGAUGCCAAAGUGACGUUUGAGGAGGAACCUGGCGUAGACGUGUAUGAUGAGUCCCCACUGCCAUAAACAACGCCGUAUCAUUAAUGUUUCAUUCACAAACAUUCAAAUGAACUCAAUUCUCAACUGCCAGUAAUUAUGUGAACAUUUAAUAUAUUUAUGUUUAUACAUAUAUACUAUAUAUUUGUAAACAUAUACAGUUUCAAACGUUCUGUUCUGUUAUUUAUCUUUCAGUAGUUAAUGUUCGUUUCAACCAAUAAUGUAAUCCAUAUAUGAUUAUAUUUAAAAUCUUUAUACUUCAGGCUGUUUAUUUACCUAAAUAUAGAGUUAUCUUUUUGAUCCAGGAAUAAUACUAUCUGAUUUCUUUAAAUGAGAACUAUUUUCUCUUUACAAUAUUGUUUGUUCUUUUAUUGCAUAAUCUAUAUGUAUUGAGCUCUACAUACGCACAAAUGAUGCAUUUUCGUGGGAUUUUCAGGCCAGCAUUUGUCCCAUACAGUAUACCUAAACAUGUGUUUUCAAUUGUUACUUGAAUUUGCAUCAUUUGAUAUAUUUGAUGCGUAAUAGAUUUAUAAUGCACUUAUAUUAUAAUUUUAAGUGUGUAAUUGCUUUCAUGAUCAUAAAAUGUGAUAAGCAGUAAUGGGUAGAUAGUGGAUGAUAAUACAUAUUUGUUUGGUUGUUGUACUGAUGAUAUAAUCAGGGGAAACCUUGUUUGUAAAUGUUAUCUUACAAUGCUUGUUUGUGUGCUUGAAACACUGUACAUGCUUGAUUGGAUUGGAUGGAUUUUCACUUUAUCAAAAAUAAAAAACAUCCAUUAA
This is a messenger RNA of Centropristis striata (black sea bass), 4840 nucleotides long. It is a transcript of the gene slc4a1a, whose product is annotated as solute carrier family 4 member 1a (Diego blood group). The transcript is spliced from 24 exons. Gene Ontology annotation, molecular function: solute:inorganic anion antiporter activity; monoatomic anion transmembrane transporter activity; bicarbonate transmembrane transporter activity. The record is from RefSeq and is a predicted model, not a curated record. Gene Ontology annotation, cellular component: basolateral plasma membrane; plasma membrane. NCBI's taxonomy places the organism in Eukaryota, Metazoa, Chordata, Actinopteri, Perciformes, Serranidae. The coding region runs from base 1332 to 4094 and encodes 920 amino acids. Gene Ontology annotation, biological process: monoatomic anion transport; transmembrane transport; regulation of intracellular pH.